This is a messenger RNA of Staurois parvus, 519 nucleotides long. The record is from the annotation of a GenBank genome assembly. NCBI's taxonomy places the organism in Eukaryota, Metazoa, Chordata, Amphibia, Anura, Ranidae.
UGGUAUUCCCGCUGCCGUGUUAGAAUACCGGGCCGCUCGGCUCUUCUGUGCAGCAGAACCUGCUCCUCGGCUGCACUUUGUCUGCAGUCUCCGGUCAUCUCCUGUAUCGUGUCCGCAGUCUCUUCGGUCAUCUCCUGUACCGUGUCCGCAGUCUCUGGUCAUCUCCUGUACUGUGUCCGCAGUCUCUGGUCAUCUCUGUACUGUGUCCGCAGUCUCUGGUCAUCUCCUCUACUGUGUCCGCAGUCUCUGGUCAUCUCCUCUACUGUGUCCGCAGUCUCCGGUCAUCUCCUCUACUGUGUCCGCAGUCUCUGGUAUCUCCUCUACUGUGUCCGCAGUCUCUGGUCAUCUCCUCUACUGUGUCCAGUCUCUGGUCACUCCUCUAACUGUAUCCGCAGUCUCCGGUCAUCUCCUCUACUGUGUCCGCAGUCCGGUCAUCUCCUGUACUGUGUCCGCAGUCUCUGGUCAUCUCCUGUACUGUGUCCGCAGUCUCUGGUCAUCUCCUGUACCGUGUCCGCCGUC